AUGUCGGACGUAAAAGUUCCAAACAAAAAAGAACCCCUGACCCCCGUUUUCUCUUCUCCAAAUUCUUCUCCACGAGACAAAACAACAAAUGGCAAUAACAUUCGAACUCCCCAGAAUCAAUCAAAUAACCUUUUGUCCCUUCACAAUAUUUGCAAUAUCAUACAAUCUCAUUCGUCCCCUUCACAGUCACCAAAACCAUGGUUCGAUCCAUCGCCCAUCGAACCAUUGUCACCAAACGAGAAGUCUCUGAAUCGAGUGGAUCCUCUUGAGAAUGCACCCAAGUUCAUUGAACCGUCUGCCCCCGAAGCUAUCAACACCUCGAAUCUGAUGCGGGUGACGCACGAGAAGUCCAAGACAUCCAAUGCAAAUCAAGACGCACGUCAAAAUGGUAUUGAUAAUCUUGCGGAUCUUGCUAUCACUCAUGCAAACAAAGAGAGUCUCGGAUAUUCCACUCAACCUGGCUAUCAAUUGCCAAACAUUCAGCAGCAGCUUAGAAUCCAACAAACGAAUAUUCAAACACCUAAUGUGCAACACCAUCGGCUCAAUAUUCAUUCUAACGGCCAGCAACCUAAUGUUCAGCAAUCCCGAUAUCCACCCAACGUAAACUAUAAUGAUGCGGGGAUAAUAGGAUCCAAUGAACAGACCAUAGCGCUCCGUUCAAAGGUCGAUCAUGAACCCCCGGGUACUGCUCAAUACACCAAUCCGAUGUGUGUUCACUGCCAGCAAAUACCUAACCAAACACAUUUUUCCGGAAAUACGUCGACUCAAUAUCCGUUUCCAUUCCAAUAUUAUUGGAUGACGAAUAAUAACUUUUAUCAGCAGUCCUCUGGCGGAGAUUUAAAGAACAAACAGUCGGAUUCAACUCAGUCUACGGCAAAGAGAAGGCGUAGGAGAAAGACCAAGGCAACGAUUGGAUCUCCAAUCCCCUGCGGUGGGGAAUCGUCCGCUGGCCAGGAAAAUAUACAUAGGUCAAAGAGCGGAGACGUUUAUCGUUGCACGAAUUGCGGAGCGCGGGAGACGCCAGCUUGGAGAAGAGAUCUUCAAGGGGAAGCGUUGCUUUGUAAUGCUUGUGGUUUAUAUUUGAAGGUGAAGGGCUGUCACCGACCCACCGAAGUUGGACCAGAUGGGGAGAUACGUCUGGUGAAAACAGAGAGACCUGGAGUCGGUCAACCGAAAUGCCAAAAUUGUGGUACGACGACAACACCUUGCUGGCGAGGACCCGAAGGAUCCAAACUUUGUAACCGCUGUGGCCUAUUCUUGAAACAGCAUGGACAUCAGCGUCCCAUCAGUCCCCGAACGGAGAGCGUGCGCUAUCAACCAUAUUGA
Messenger RNA from Acaulospora morrowiae, 1326 nucleotides. Lineage: Eukaryota; Fungi; Glomeromycota; Glomeromycetes; Diversisporales; Acaulosporaceae. The record is from the annotation of a GenBank genome assembly.